Messenger RNA from Artibeus jamaicensis (Jamaican fruit-eating bat), 1872 nucleotides. It is a transcript of the gene SLC22A17, whose product is annotated as solute carrier family 22 member 17. The transcript is spliced from 8 exons. The record is from RefSeq and is a predicted model, not a curated record. NCBI's taxonomy places the organism in Eukaryota, Metazoa, Chordata, Mammalia, Chiroptera, Phyllostomidae. Gene Ontology annotation, molecular function: transmembrane transporter activity. Gene Ontology annotation, cellular component: membrane. Gene Ontology annotation, biological process: transmembrane transport. Bases 433 to 1533 code for a protein of 366 amino acids.
UGGGCGGGGGGCAGCAGCUACAGCUCGGCCUCUGCUGCCUGCCCGUGCUCUUCGUGGCUCUGGGCCUGGCCUCGGACCCCAUCUUCACGCUGGCGCCCCCACUGCAUUGCCACUACGGAGACUUUGCCCCCAACACCUCUGGCUGGGAGCAGCCCCCCAACGCCAGCGGUGUUGGCGUCGCCAGUGAGGCGCUUGCCGCCAGCGCCGCCAGCACCGCCAGCCGCGUCGCCACCAGUACAGACCCUUCGUGCAGCGGCUUUGCCCCGCCGGACUUCAACCACUGUCUCAAGGAUUGGGACUAUAACGGCCUGCCAGUGCUCACCACCAACGCCAUUGGCCAGGUUUGGCCGUCGUGGGAUCGUGUUGCUGACCCUGGGGCUGGUGGGCCCCUGCGGAGUGGGUGGGGCUGCUGCAGGCUCGUCCACAGGUGUCAUGGCUCUUCGAUUCCUCCUGGGCUUUCUGCUUGCUGGUGUUGACCUUGGUGUCUACCUGAUGCGCCUGGAGCUGUGUGACCCAACUCAGAGGCUUCGGGUGGCCCUGGCAGGGGAGUUGGUGGGGGUGGGGGGGCACUUCCUGUUCCUGGGCCUGGCCCUUGUCUCUAAGGACUGGCGAUUUCUGCAGAGAAUGAUCACCGCUCCCUGCAUCCUCUUCCUGUUUUAUGGCUGGCCUGGUCUGUUUCUGGAGUCUGCACGGUGGCUGAUAGUGAAGCGACAGAUUGAGGAGGCCCAGUCAGUGCUGAGAAUCCUGGCUGAGAGGAACCGUCCCCAUGGGCAGAUGCUGGGACAGGAGGCCCAGGAGGCCCUGCAGGACCUGGAGAACACCUGCCCUCUCCCUGCAGCAUCCUCCUUUUCCCUCACAUCCCUCCUCAACUACCGAAACAUCUGGAAAAAUCUGCUUAUCUUGGGCUUCACCAACUUUAUUGCCCACGCCAUUCGCCACUGUUACCAGCCUGUGGGAGGAGGAGGGAGCCCAUCGGAAUUCUACCUGUGUUCCCUGUUGGCCAGUGGCACAGCGGCCCUGGCCUGUGUCUUCCUGGGGGUCACCGUGGACCGAUUUGGCCGCCGCGGCAUCCUGCUUCUCUCGAUGACCCUCACUGGCAUCGCGUCCCUGGUCCUGCUGGGCCUGUGGGAUUAUCUGAAUGAGGCCGCCAUCACCACCUUCUCUGUCCUUGGUCUCUUCUCUUCCCAAGCUGCUGGCCUCCUCAGUACCCUCCUUGCUGCUGAAGUCAUCCCUACCACUGUCCGGGGCCGAGGUCUGGGCCUGAUCAUGGCACUGGGGGCACUUGGAGGACUGAGUGGCCCAGCCCAGCGCCUCCACAUGGGCCACGGAGCCUUCCUGCAGCAUGUAGUGCUGGCGGCCUGUGCUCUCCUCUGCAUCCUCAGUAUCAUGCUUCUGCCAGAAACCAAGCGCAAGUUCCUGCCUGAGGUGCUCCGGGAUGGGGAGCUGUGCCGCCGACCUUCUCUGCUGAGGCAGCCACCCCCUAACCGCUGUGACCAUGUUCCGCUGCUUGCCACCCCCAACCCUGCCCUCUGAGUGGCCUCUGAGCACCUUGGCAGGAGGCUGGCCCAUACAGAAAGGUGACAUAAGGCCCUAGCAAGGAGAUUGGGAGGACUGAGUGAGGAAGGCAGGCUGCCCAGAAGGCUCAGAGGCAGCUCACGCCAGCCAACAAGGAGAGCCCAGAGGGCUGUCCUUACCCUAUCUCUUCCCUGCUGCUUUGUGUUCACUUCCUUAGCAAGAGUCAGGGGACAGGGAGAGAGCUCCACAGUGUAAGCACCAGGGCUGGGCUUCAUCCUGUGCCCAAAGACAUCCUCCCAGACCUCAUUCUUUCUUGCUCUAUCAUUCUAUUUCAAUAAAGACAUUUUGAAUAAAUGA